Molecule: messenger RNA, 3483 nt
Organism: Photinus pyralis (common eastern firefly)
Lineage: Eukaryota; Metazoa; Arthropoda; Insecta; Coleoptera; Lampyridae
Gene: Herc4
Product: probable E3 ubiquitin-protein ligase HERC4
Exons: 13
Coding region: 285-3431 (1048 amino acids)
Biological process (GO): ubiquitin-dependent protein catabolic process; protein ubiquitination
Molecular function (GO): ubiquitin protein ligase activity
Source: RefSeq, a predicted model, not a curated record
CACUACGUAAACUUAACCAUACUUUGAUUCAAUUCGCGCGUUCUUUCGUAAAACGUGAUCAUACGAAUCACGAUCUCGAAAUCAUGAUUGCGAAGUAGCCGAAAGAAAGCGCCUAUUAUUAGGGUUAUGAACGUCAUUCUGAUUGCUUUCAAAUUUCGUUUGUAAUGUUUUGACAGGAAAAGGCAUUCUCUAGAAAAACCACACAAGAGAUAAUCACCAUAUAAACAUAACAAGUGUCCACAGUAUGCAACAAUUAUUAUAUACUCUCAUCGAUAUCUGACAAAAUGUAUGUGUGGGGUAGUACCGUGCACGGAGAGUUGGGCCUUGGUGGUAUCGAAGACGAACACAUAUUAGCGCCGCGACCAUUGGAGUGGUUUGGUGCCAACAAUAUCCAAGAAGCAGCCUGCGGCGAUUCCCACUCUUUGCUGCUAACGAAAGAAGGCAAAGUAUACUCGUGCGGAAACAACGACUAUGGGCAAUUGGGACACGAACAGCCAAGAAAAAGGCCACGUAUGUCAAUGUGUAAUCAGGUACUUGCCCUCGACGCGUAUCGGAUAUCGCAUGUUGCUUGUGGACAAUCCCACUCGAUGGCGCUUAAUGAAUGGGGACAAAUUUUCACCUGGGGCUCAGAUAUUCACGGACAGUUAGGACAUCAACUCGGCCAACAGACUCAACCAGUUCCAAAAAUUUUGAAAGCUCUGGCUACACUUCAUGUUGUUCAAAUUGCGUGUGGUCAUAAACAUUCCAUUGCCUUAACUAGCGGCGGUGACAUUUACACUUGGGGUGCGAAUGAUCACGGUCAGUUAGGAAUUGGCACAACCACACCUUCAGAACCAAGUCCCACACUGGUUUCCGCCCUGGCAGGAAUCCCCAUUGCGCAAAUAGCCUGCGGUAGCUAUCACACGUUUGCAGUUUCCAAGUCGGGCGCAGUUUUCGGAUGGGGGAAGAACUCUCGCGGUCAAUUAGGGUUGAACGACACCGUCUCCAAGUCUUUUCCUGUACAACUUCGAACUCUUAGGUCUAUUAAAGUUAGAUCCAUUGCUUGUGGCGACGAAUUUUCUACCUUUUUAACUUUGGACGGUGGAGUUUUCAGUUGUGGUGCCGGAAUGUAUGGUCAACUCGGUCAUGGGAACACGGCAAAUGAGAUACUUCCAAAAAAGGUUUUAGAAUUGAUGGGCUCUACCAUAACUCAAGUAACAUGCGGCGGUCGUCACACUUUAGCCCUAGUUCCUUCCCGAAGUCGAAUAUACAGUUUCGGUUUAGGCGGUUCUGGACAAUUAGGCGGAAAUAAUCCGGCCAACGCCGUAACUCCGCAAGUUGUGCUUGGCCCGUGGGUGUCAUCGAGCGGAUCCUCUCUAAUCAAUCACUCUAGUCAACCGCAAUGUGUGAUAUAUCGAAUUUUUGCGGGCGGAGACCAUUCGUUUGCAACUGUUACCGAUAGAAGCGAAGACAUUUCUCCAUUCGACUCUAGGGAAAUUCAGCCGAAAAUGCAGAUUCUGGAACUAAAUUAUGAACACCUGCACAGCUGUUUGACGAUACCAUCGAAUGGAACGGUUGAUCAAGAAACAAUGCUAUACUUAGAAACUGUAUUUAAAAGUUUGGCUUGCAUUAAUGGUUCUUUUUUGCUAAACAAUGAUGAGCACUACUGCUGCUCGAGCAAGCACCACGGCAUUAAUUUGGAGAUGACCGAAAAAACGUUUUCUUUGAUUGGGCAAUGUGAAAAUCAAAGCAUCAAGGAUUUGAUUUGGGCUUCCGUCACUGAAGAUCUACUAGGAAAAUUAGUUUCAUCGCCCCCUGACGUGGAAACACUACGAAUUUAUCUCUCAUUGCCGUUUUAUCAUGAAUUUAAUAACUGCAAACAGUACCAUAAAUUGCACAAGAAGUUUGCACAUAACGUAUUGAGACUGCAGCCGGCCGCGCAACGAGUGGUCGCAUUGUGGUGGAGCACCCUCAGAUUUGAUUAUUUUGAACGGCUGGUCAGCAAUUUUAAAAAUGUCGUCUGUUUUAUCAUUAGAAAUCAAAAUAUACAGCCUAAUAAGACAAUUUCCUACGAUGCGAACUUGGUUUCCAUGCUAGAUGUUUUGAUGUUUCUUCAUAAGAUUAAUUGCAACAUGGAAAAAACAAAGAUUUCGUAUGACACCUUCCAUCUACCAGAACUGUCCGAGUUCUUGGAUGUUCGAGUUGAUUAUAUUUUAUGGCUUACUGAUAACUCCAAUAAAUUGUUUCUAUGCAAUUAUCCAUUUCUGUUUGAUGCGAAUGCGAAAGUAGAACUUCUGCAAACCGAUCAAUCUAUACAGAUGCAAUCGGCCAUGAAUGCUGCAGCAACAAGAGCUUUUAUGUCGAUGAUGUUUCAACCUAAUGCGCUUAGUGGAAUACAGCAGUUUUUAGUACUUAAUGUCACACGUGAAGCUAUAGUAGCCGACACACUUAGAGAAUUAAUGGAAGUCGAUAGUCACGAUUUAAAAAAGCCCUUAAAGAUAAAAUUUUACGGGGAAGAAGCUGAAGAUGCGGGUGGUGUUAGGAAAGAAUUCUUCAUGUUGCUGUUGCGUGAAAUUUUGGAUCCCAAAUAUGGCAUGUUCAAAGAGUAUGAAGAGACGAGAACAAUUUGGUUUACAGAAAAUCCUUUUGAAGAUAGCGUGAUGUACUUAUUAAUUGGUUUAAUAUGCGGAUUAGCAAUUUAUAAUUUUACAAUAAUUGAUUUGCCGUUUCCUUUGGCCUUAUAUAAAAAAUUACUAAAGGAAUCGGUUACAUUAAGUGACCUAAAAGAUUUAACACCAACUGUAGCUAAUUCGUUAAAGUCGAUGUUAGAAUAUGGGGAAUCUGACUUUGAAGAAGUUUUUGGCAUUAAUUUUGAAAUCAGCAGAGAGGUAUUUGGUGAACAAACUGUCGUCCCUCUCAAGCCAAAUGGUGGCAAGAUACCAGUAACUCUCGAAAACAAAAAAGAAUAUGUCGACUUGUAUGUGGAUUAUAUUUUUAAUAAAUCAGUUUCAUCUAUGUACGAGCCAUUUUCUCAAGGUUUCAUGAAAGUUUGUGGUGGUCGCGUGUUACAACUUUUCCAUUCGCACGAGUUGAUGGCUGUAGUUGUCGGAAAUGAGAAUUAUGAUUGGCAUGCCCUUGAAGAGUCUGCCGAAUAUAGAAAUGGUUAUUCUUCCUCUGAUCAGACAAUUCGGUGGUUUUGGGAGGUUAUUCACGAAAUGCCCUUGCAAGAUAAAAAGAAAUUUCUACUAUUCCUAACCGGCUGUGACAGAAUUCCAAUUCAAGGGAUGAAAGCAAUUCAGAUUGUUAUUCAACCAACCGGCGAUGAAAAAUUCUUACCAGUAGCACACACAUGCUUCAACUUAUUAGAUUUGCCUAGAUAUAAAACAAAAGAGAGACUGAGAUACAAAUUAAUCCAAGCUAUUCAACAAACUGAGGGAUUUUCACUUGUUUAAUGCUACUCUUGCCUUCUCACCAACAACAAUAAAAUCUAUUUUUUAUUACAAA